CCAUGUCUACACUUACAGUCUUCCAGCAGCACAGCUGCACUGGGAGCGCGCGUGGGGCUGCGUUACGCCGGAGACGCGUGAGAGCUCGCCCGGCGACGUAAUCAAAACAGCUGUACCUGUGUCGGGGCGAGAGUCUGCUGCUGCUGUAGCGCUGGGCACACAAGCGUUUGUGCUGACACAACUUACGUCGCUGGGGUGGAGGGGGUGUCUUUUCACACCCUUGAGUGACGUGGAGAUGUCGGCCGAGGCCACGACGGCCCCGCUCCCAGCCCCCGAGGCCUGUGCCCCUGUGGUGCCCAUGCAGCAUCAGCCUACGGGGGGAGCGGUGGGUGUGACCUUUGACCUAAAGCCCUUGAAUCCCAGCAGCAAGUAUGUGAAGUUGAACGUGGGGGGAUCCCUGCACUACACCACGGUGCAGACCCUCACCAAGCAGGACACCAUGCUCAAGGCCAUGUUCAGCGGGAGAAUGGAAGUGCUCACUGACAGCGAAGGCUGGAUCCUGAUCGACCGCAGCGGGCGUCACUUCGGCACCAUCCUCAACUACCUGCGGGAUGGCUCUGUCUCGCUCCCGGAGUCGCAGCGGGAGCUGGAGGAGGUGCUGUCCGAGGCACGGUACUACCUCAUCCAGGGCCUGGUGGAGGACUGCCAGCUCGCUCUGCAGCAAAAGAGCGAUGCCUAUGAUCCUCUGUGUCUCAUUCCCAUGGUGACAUCCCCCAAGGAGGAGCAGCAGAUCAUCUCCAGCUGCUCCAAGCCAGUGGUGAAAUUGUUGCAUAACAGAAGUAACAACAAGUAUUCGUAUACCAGUAACUCGGAUGAUAACCUGCUGAAGAACAUUGAGCUGUUUGACAAGCUGGCGCUGCGCUUCAACGGGCGGGUCCUCUUCAUCAAGGACGUGCUGGGGGACGAGAUCUGCUGCUGGUCCUUCUAUGGGCAGGGCCGCAAAAUUGCCGAGGUCUGCUGCACCUCCAUCGUCUACGCCACCGAGAAGAAACAGACCAAGGUGGAGUUCCCCGAGGCCCGGAUCUUCGAGGAGACCCUGAACAUUCUGAUCUACGAGACCCCGCGGGUCCCCGACAAGGCGCUCCUGGAAGCGACGGGCGGGGCAGCCGGAGGAGGGGGAGGCCCCCACCGGGCUGACGAGGAGGAUGGGCGGGAGCACCGCGUCCGGCGCAUCCAUGUCCGGCGCCACAUCAUGCACGACGAGCGUCCCCACGGCCACCAAGCCGUCUUCAAGGACUGAGCCCCACGGCCCCGUCCAGGUGCCAAACGGCGGGGGUGGGGCACCCUGCCUCUCUGCCACACCCCUGCUGCCUCUCUGACCUUGACCCCUCUCCACUCUUUGGGAUCUCUCUGCCUUGUGGCCUCUGACCCCUUUCUUCUCAGAUUUGACUCCCCUGCAGUAGAAACCUGGGUAACGCCCUGGACUGCGCAGGGGAGAGGGACAUGGGAGGGGGCUCCUCGGAGACCCCUCCUGCUUCUUAAUUAAUUACCUAGGCACCAACACCCAUGUUUAACGAGCCUAAUUCCUUUGCUUUUGUGGGUGUGUGGAAUACCUGGUCUGUCCCCCAUCCUGCUCCAUCCUGGAUAGAUACCCGUGCCACAGCUGUAGCUCUAACCCGGCCCGGCACUGCAGGUCAGGCCGGGAUCAGUCACCCACUGCCCGCCGGGGGCGGGAGACAGCAGGGAGGCCAGUGCUGGCUUAUUGUGUGGUUGGGGGGGUGGUUGAGUGGGGAGCUGCCAGCCCAGCCUUGCCCAGCAGGGGGCGCUGUGGGGUGGGGGGAGCUCCUGGCUACUCUAGCCCAGCCUUGCCAAGCAGGGGGUGCUGUGGGGAGUUCUGGCAGUGAGAGUUUUGCUGCCUGUCCCACCCUCCCUUGCUUCUGGGGGUGAGGGAGUGACCCCCACUUACCAGCCUCGAUACUCUCCUUUCCUUGUCAAACUCAUGGUAUGUUCCAACCCACCAGACUUCACACCUCUUUUCUACACAUGACAUGGCCCAACCCUAACCUUCCUACUCUGCUCCCCACGUAAUACAUGGUACAACCCCGCUACUGUCCUUACCACAUACAUGAAAUUUACCUUUUCCCCCCAAAAAUACAGGAUGCUUCUUACCUGCAUUGGCUAAAAGACAUGGUACACGCCAACCUACUGGGCCCCUCCCUUUCCCCACAAAAUACAAUGGAAUGCACCACUCUGCUCCUCUGCCCCAUGCCAAAUACAGUGGAAUGCUCCAUUCCCCUUCUAGCCUCCCAAUAAAAUGGGAGCUACCGAUCCCCCGCAAUAACAUUUUGCUCAAUCACCCAAUAUAAAUUGGUACCUUCCAAUCUCCUCCCCCUACCAACUACAAUGGGAUAUUCCAACCUGCCUCCAAAUAAUACAAUGGGGUGUUCCAAGCCCCACCCCUCAAAAUAAAAUGGGACAUUCCAACUUCCUUGUUAAAGAUGUUCCAGUCCCCUUCCCUUACAAAAUACAGUGGGAUGCUCCAACCCCCCUCCCAAAUAAAUUGGGAUGUUCCAAAGCCCACAGAAAAUACAAUGGGGCAAAUGGGGAGAGGCUGGGGGCCCCAUCCUCCCCCCCCCCACCCCGCAUACCGCCGCCCUCCCUACCUGUUAUUGUCAUGUUUGUAUAAUUUAUUUUAACGGGGUUUUUGCUUUUCUAUUAAAUUAUUGUAAUAAAGAUUCCUGGGAAA
Chrysemys picta bellii (western painted turtle) is the source of this 2686-nucleotide messenger RNA. It is a transcript of the gene KCTD13, whose product is annotated as potassium channel tetramerization domain containing 13. Gene Ontology annotation, molecular function: protein binding; ubiquitin-protein transferase activity. Gene Ontology annotation, biological process: proteasome-mediated ubiquitin-dependent protein catabolic process; protein ubiquitination; protein homooligomerization. Gene Ontology annotation, cellular component: Cul3-RING ubiquitin ligase complex. The record is from RefSeq and is a predicted model, not a curated record. Lineage: Eukaryota; Metazoa; Chordata; Testudines; Emydidae.